Molecule: messenger RNA, 659 nt
Organism: Lucilia sericata (common green bottle fly)
Lineage: Eukaryota; Metazoa; Arthropoda; Insecta; Diptera; Calliphoridae
Product: topoisomerase I damage affected protein 11-like
Exons: 3
Coding region: 95-379 (94 amino acids)
Source: RefSeq, a predicted model, not a curated record
GGUGGUUUUGACAGCAAUCGAUGCACCGGUUCAGGAUGUAACACUACUAUUUGCCGUUGAUUGGUUUGUCGAUCGCAUACGUACUACAAAUAAUAUGCUGGGAGAUUGUUAUACUGCUGCAGUCGUUGAGGAACUUUCACGUAAAGAAUUAAUGGCACUCGAUGCUGCUGUACUCUAUCAGGAAAUUCCCAUUAGUACUCCAAAUGGUCAUGUCAGUUUAGAAGGACAAACUGAAUUGGAUAGUAAUUGUACUAUACCGGAUGCUGUUAUCGUUGAUAUGAAUGUGGUUAUUAACAAAGUCCAUCAGCAACAACAACAACAGCAGCAGCAGCAGCAACAACAACAACAUCAUAAUGGUCAUGCAAAUAAUAAAAUUUAAAAGCGAUACAAUAUUGAGCGAAGCAGAAAGAAAGCAAAAAGAAAAUUUAACAAUAUUUUUUAUUAAGGCAAACAACUAAUUAAUAUUUUAAAGGCAAAAGAUAAUAACUAAUUAAUCAUUAUUAUUAAGAUUUAGUAAAGAUGGUAGUGUUCCAGUAUAAACCAUAUGAAAAAAAAAAUUCAAAUAUUUAAACUGUCAAUUUUUAAAACACCACAAAAACACAAACAAACAACAAUAUUAACGACAUUUAAUUAGAAAAAAAAAAAAAAAAAAAAAAAAA